CAACAACCAACAACAAUAAACUCACACCAUUACCGCAUUCUCUCUUUCAUUUCAAAAAAGAAAAAAAAGAAAGAAAGAAAAAAAGAGGAACAGAGAGCGAUAACCAAAGGAAGGGUAAUAACCCACCCCAUAUCUCUUUUCUCUUCUUCUUCGGAACCCUAAAUUUCUCUCUUUCCGAUGACGACCAUGAUGCUUUCGCCUUAGUUUCGUUUCUUUGCUCUCUCUCUCUCCCUCUCUCUCUCUCUCUCUCACUGUUUCCAACGUCUUUUUCCUCUUUCCACCACUACGCAUUCUCCGCGCUUUCCACUCACGAUCUUCACUUCGAUCGCGAUUCACCUCCCUGAUCCCUUUCUAUUUUCCGCAGCUUGCCGGAUCGAUCUGUGAGAGGAAUUUUGCCAUUAUUUGGGGGUGACUGAAGUGGGCUAUGAUUUGAAUGGAGAGAGGAUGCCAGAGUUGAGAAGUGGAGCUAGAAGGUCGAAACGGCUUGGAGAUCUUCAGCCUGGUCCACUGCCUGUUGAUCAAGGAGAGAAUUGGCAACAACCUGCUGCUCCGAAUCGAACUAGGAGGAGAGUUGGAGGUGGUAGAGGAAGAGGUGGUAAUGCCACAGCUGUAGGCAAAGGGCCAUCACCAGCUGUACCCACAAGGCGAACUGCAGCUGGUAGAGGCCGCGGAGCAAGAUUGAUUGAUCUGGACCCUGAACCUUGCGAAGUCUUGCCAGAACCUGUUGCUUUAGGGGCUCCGGAACCAGUUUACAAUAACGUAGAGGUAGUGGCCAAUAAUAAUAUUGUGAUGGAGGGUGGAAGUGGAGAUAAGGUGGCGGGAGCUGAAGAAGAACCAAGCACAACUCCUGUCCCUGAGAGGGUACAAGUAGGUAACUCUCCUAUAUAUAAGAUAGAGAGGAAAUUGGGUAAGGGUGGUUUUGGUCAAGUUUAUGUUGGCCGGAGGUUAAGUGGUGGCUCUGAUCGAACAGGUCCUGAUGCGGUUGAGGUUGCACUUAAGUUUGAGCACAGAAACAGCAAAGGUUGCAACUAUGGGCCUCCUUAUGAGUGGCAAGUAUACAGCACUCUGAAUGGCUGUUAUGGCAUUCCCUGGGUUCAUUACAAGGGUCGGCAAGGAGAUUUCUACAUUUUGGUCAUGGACAUGCUUGGGCCCAGUCUUUGGGAUGUAUGGAAUUCUGUUGGUCAACAAAUGUCACCAAAUAUGGUUGCGUGCAUUGCAGUAGAGGCAAUAUCAAUUCUUGAGAAGCUCCACUUGAAAGGGUUUGUGCAUGGAGAUGUGAAACCUGAAAACUUUUUGCUUGGUCAACCUGGAUCAGCUGAAGAUAAGAAGUUAUAUCUUAUUGAUCUUGGUCUGGCUUCUAGAUGGAAGGAUGCAUCAUCUGGUCUACAUGUUGAUUAUGAUCAGAGACCUGAUAUAUUCAGGGGAACAAUAAGGUAUGCUAGUGUACAUGCACAUUUAGGUAGGACUGGAAGUCGAAGGGAUGACCUUGAGUCACUGGCAUACACACUAGUAUUUCUCAUAAAAGGGAGAUUACCUUGGCAGGGUUAUCAGGGUGACAAUAAAAGUUUUCUUGUUUGUAAGAAGAAAAUGGCCACUUCCCCGGAGUUGAUGUGCUGCUUUGUUCCUGCUCCAUUUAAGCAGUUUCUUGAAGCUGUUACUAAUAUGAGAUUUGAUGAGGAGCCCAAUUAUGCCAAGCUUAUAUCACUUUUUGAAAGCUUGAUUGAACCAUGCACUCCGUUGAGACCUAUUAGAAUAGAUGGAGCUUUAAAGGUUGGCCAAAAGCGAGGAAGGAUGCUUAUAAAUCUGGAAGAAGAUGAGCAACCUAAGAAGAAAGUGCGAUUGGGGAGUCCUGCUACUCAGUGGAUAUCAGUGUAUAAUGCUCGCCGUCCCAUGAAGCAGAGAUAUCACUAUAAUGUUGCAGACACUAGGCUACGGCAGCAUGUAGACAAGGGUAUUGAGGAUGGGUUGUAUAUAAGCUGUGUGGCCUCUGCAGCAAAUCUGUGGGCUCUAAUCAUGGAUGCAGGAACAGGUUUUUCUUCACAAGUUUAUGAGUUAUCCCCGGCCUUCCUGCACAAGGACUGGAUUAUGGAGCAGUGGGAGAAAAAUUACUAUAUCAGUUCAAUAGCUGGCGCAGUUAAUGGAAGUUCCUUGGUUGUCAUGUCCAAAGGAACUCCUUACACGCAGCAGUCCUACAAAGUGAGUGAAUCAUUUCCUUUCAAAUGGAUAAACAAGAAGUGGAAAGAAGGAUUCCAUGUUACCUCAAUGACUACUGCUGGCAGUCGCUGGGGUGUUGUUAUGUCCAGGAAUGCUGGGUAUUCUGAUCAGGUUGUGGAGCUUGACUUUUUGUAUCCCAGUGAAGGAAUCCAUCGUCGAUGGGAGAAUGGUUACCGGAUUACUUCUAUGGCUGCUACUAGUGAUCAGGCAGCCUUCAUACUGAGCAUACCAAAACGCAAAUUACUUGAUGAAACUCAGGAGACACUGCGUACAUCUGCUUUCCCUAGCACCCAUGUUAAGGAAAAAUGGGCCAAGAAUCUCUACAUUGCCUCUAUAUGUUAUGGGCGAACUGUUUGCUAGCUUCUGUAGUGAACAUUUGCUGUAUCAUGAAAAAUGAAGCAAAAUUAUAGUGAUGAGAAUAUUUCAUGAUUAUUAAAGUUGAAUGGGUAGGUUUGCUUUUGACCCCAGAUCCCGUCAAAAAAAUCCCCCCCUCAUAAAAAUUUCGUUAUAAUUGUAUAAAGAAAUCAAAAGGUAAAGGAGGAAAGGCAGAGUGAGUUAUGCUGGUGGAAGCGAUGAUGAUCUAUUGAAGAGUAUUAACGUCACAGCGUUGGCUAUUUUGGCCAUGUUUUCAUGGUUGUGCUUUAAACAAUUUGAGAAUUUUGUAUGUAAUGGUAUAAAUUUUUACCUACAUCAAACUUAAACAAUGAAUUCUAAGAUAUAAUGAUUUCUAGAUUUGCAAGAGCAAUUA
Messenger RNA from Glycine soja, 2962 nucleotides. RefSeq names its product casein kinase 1-like protein HD16. The coding region runs from base 445 to 2574 and encodes 709 amino acids. Gene Ontology annotation, cellular component: cytoplasm; nucleus. Gene Ontology annotation, biological process: endocytosis; peptidyl-serine phosphorylation; signal transduction. NCBI's taxonomy places the organism in Eukaryota, Viridiplantae, Streptophyta, Magnoliopsida, Fabales, Fabaceae. The transcript is spliced from 17 exons. The record is from RefSeq and is a predicted model, not a curated record. Gene Ontology annotation, molecular function: protein serine/threonine kinase activity; ATP binding.